Molecule: messenger RNA, 904 nt
Organism: Tupaia belangeri chinensis (Chinese tree shrew)
Lineage: Eukaryota; Metazoa; Chordata; Mammalia; Scandentia; Tupaiidae
Gene: CLEC1B
Product: C-type lectin domain family 1 member B
Exons: 6
Coding region: 160-837 (225 amino acids)
Biological process (GO): signal transduction; platelet formation
Cellular component (GO): plasma membrane
Molecular function (GO): transmembrane signaling receptor activity
Source: RefSeq, a predicted model, not a curated record
UGGAAAACAAAAGACAAAAAAGUACACAACCCAACUCACAUGGUUAUACCCUGCCAGAGAAGGAGGAUUACACACUGGUGGAUAUUGAAGUUCUAAGAGUGGACAUUGCAUUCUGCAAAAUCAUUGAGUUCUGAGUUCACUUGCAGUCUAAGGGAAGCCAUGCAGGAUGAAGAUGGAUACGUCACCCUGAAUGUUAAAUCUCGAAAACCAGCUUUCCCCUCAGUGCAUCCUGCUUCUUCCUCUGUGUGGCGAGUGACGGCUUUGGUUCUGCUGGUCUCAUGCAUGGGGCUGGUUGCUGGACUGGUGACGCUGGGGAUUAUGUCUGUCCCACAGAAAAAUUACUUACAAGGAGAGAAUCAACAUCUCUCAGGAACUCUGCAACAAUUAGCACAGCGCUUCUGCCAGUAUUUAAUCAAACAAUCAGAACAAAAAAGCCAUAAAUGCAGCCCCUGUGGCACGAACUGGAGAUAUCAUGGAAAUAGCUGCUAUGGGUUCUUCAAGCACAACCGGACGUGGAAAGAGAGUAAGCAUUACUGCUCUGACCUGAAUGCAACUCUUCUGAAGAUUUCCAGCCAGCACAUUCUGGAAUAUAUCAAAUCCAGAACUAGUUUAAUGCGUUGGAUUGGAUUAUCCCGCCAGAACUCUAAUGAGGAUUGGAAGUGGGAAGAUGGCUCAGUUUUGUCCAAAAAUAGCUUUGAGCUUUACGGAGAGGAAGGAGAAAAUAAGAACUGUGCUUAUUUUCAUAAGGGGAAAGUGCACCGUACCGACUGUGAGAGCAAGCAUUAUUUAAUAUGCGAGAAGAAGGCUGGCCUGGUGAAAGUGGAACAACUACUUUAAUGCAGAGAGACGGACAGGGCAUCAAGACAAGUGCUUGAUUGUAUAAUAAAUCGUCUAAAUGAAGGAA